AGUUAAUAGACGGGUGAUAGGACUACUCGACUGACAGGUUCCAGCGCACCGAGGUUUAGUGAGGGUUCGCCGAAGGAUUCCAAAGCGGAGUUGCCGAGGAGGAGAAGGCGGAGGUGGAGGAGGAUGAGGGAGCGAGGAGGGAAGGCGACGGUGGACGAGAGGUACACGCAGUGGAAGUCACUCAUCCCCGUCCUAUACGACUGGCUCGCCAACCACAAUCUUGUGUGGCCUUCCCUCUCCUGCCGGUGGGGGCCACAACUUGAGCAAGCAACAUACAAAAAUCGCCAGCGUCUGUACCUCUCCGAGCAGACUGAUGGCUCUGUACCAAAUACCCUUGUUAUAGCAAAUUGUGAAGUUGUCAAGCCAAGAGUUGCGGCUGCGGAGCAUAUAUCCCAGUUCAAUGAAGAAGCCCGUUCUCCUUUCGUUAAGAAGUAUAAAACAAUUAUACAUCCUGGGGAGGUCAACAGAAUUAGGGAGCUUCCUCAGAACAGCAAAAUAGUCGCAACACAUACUGAUAGUCCUGAUGUUCUUAUUUGGGAUGUUGAGGCACAACCAAAUCGUCAUCCUAUGUUAGGAGCUGCUGAAUCCCGUCCAGAUUUGAUAUUGACAGGUCAUCAACAAAAUGCAGAAUUUGCUCUGGCUAUGUGUCCUACUGAACCUUUUGUGCUUUCUGGAGGAAAGGAUAAGUCAGUUGUCUUGUGGAGCAUCCAUGAUCAUAUCUCUUCUGUAGCAGAGUCAACUUCGAAAUCUCCUGCAUCGGCUUCAAACUCGAGUGGUAAGCAAUCCAUUAAAGCUGGUAAUGAGAAAAGCUCAGACAGCACAACUGUUGGACCAAGAGGUGUGUACCAAGGGCAUGAGGAUACAGUUGAAGAUGUGCAGUUCUGUCCAUCAAGUGCACAGGAAUUUUGUAGCGUAGGUGAUGAUUCUUGCCUCAUUCUCUGGGAUGCCCGAGUUGGUACUAGUCCAGUUGUUAAGGUUGAGAAAGCUCAUAAUGCUGACCUUCAUUGUGUGGAUUGGAACCCCCAUGAUCAGAAUCUUAUUUUGACUGGAUCUGCUGAUAAUUCUGUUCGUAUGUUUGACCGCCGUAACUUAACUUCUGGAGGUGUUGGGUCACCCAUAUACAAGUUCGAAGGUCACAAAGCUGCUGUUCUUUGUGUCCAGUGGUCUCCUGACAGAGCAUCAGUUUUUGGAAGUGCUGCUGAGGAUGGCUUCCUCAAUAUCUGGGAUCAUGAGAGGGUGGGAAAGAAGAAAGAACGUGCUGGAACAAAGACACCUAAUUCACCUCCCGGUCUAUUCUUUCAACAUGCAGGGCACAGAGAUAAAGUCGUAGAUUUUCACUGGAAUGCAUCUGAUCCGUGGACAAUUGUUAGUGUUUCCGAUGACUGUGGUAGUACUGGUGGGGGUGGUACUUUGCAGAUCUGGCGCAUGAGUGACUUGAUAUACAGGCCAGAAGAAGAGGUUCUAGCUGAGCUGGAAAAGUUCAAAGCCCACUUAUUGUCAUGCUCACCCAAGUCCUAAAUCUUCGAUUGUUGCUCACCCAAAUCAGAGUGCGUAUGGCCUUUAAUUAGUUCUGACAGUAUAUCGUAGAACCCUCAUCAGGGAUCAACGGAUGUUAAUUUUUAUGCUGUAGUCGUACUUGCCGAGUUUGCUGGACUGGAAUGGUAUCUACUGUUGUAUGGCUUGCCUGCCUGCGUAUUCCCACUUUGUUUGGACUUUGAACUUUAAGUGGGUUUGAUUUCUACUGUCUUAA
Messenger RNA from Musa acuminata AAA Group (dessert banana), 1750 nucleotides. RefSeq names its product WD-40 repeat-containing protein MSI4. The record is from RefSeq and is a predicted model, not a curated record. NCBI's taxonomy places the organism in Eukaryota, Viridiplantae, Streptophyta, Magnoliopsida, Zingiberales, Musaceae. Gene Ontology annotation, molecular function: histone binding; nucleosome binding. The coding region runs from base 124 to 1518 and encodes 464 amino acids. Gene Ontology annotation, cellular component: nucleus. Gene Ontology annotation, biological process: regulation of DNA-templated transcription; chromatin remodeling. The transcript has 15 exons.